UGCACCUAUGAUCGCCGCUGCUGCCGACGGCAUCUAAAGGGAAUCUGUAUCAGAUUCCAGAUCGCAUUCACAAUGAAUCCAGUGGCUGACACGUGGAGGAGGCAGGUGGCCGACACGUGGACACGGCGACUUCGUAGCCGGUUGCAGCGGUACUCGUUCUCCUCGGCGAUCUUCUACCCCUCCUCCUCCUACUCUCCCUCCUCCUCCUCUGCCUCUUCUGCCUCCUCUUUCUCCUCUUUCUCCUCCUCCUCCUCCUCCUCCUCCUCCUCCUCCUCGUCAGGGGUACUGGACUUUACUUCUCCGCUGAUUAGAAGGGUAAUCAUUCUUGUUGUAAUCGCUCUGGCCGUUGAUCUGGUCGCUUGCAGCAGCGAUCGAGUCUCAGAGGUUAAUCUGCAUGAGAGUGGACGGUCAGAGAUUGGCAAACGAUUGGAUCGGACGGCGGGACGGGGUCUGUUAUUAAGAGUGAAUGGUACGUACCUGGAGGAGCUGAGCGAACGUAAGAAUCAGAGAAUCGUGGGAGGAGAUAUAGCCGAUGCGGCCAACUUUCCUUAUCAGGCGUUGGUUACGAUCGUGAAAGACCAAGCCGAGUAUUACUGCGGGGGAACUCUCAUCGAUACGCAAUAUGUUCUUACUGCAGGUCCACAUGGCAGUACAAGACAAGCACGGUUGCUGCAGGUUGCUGCACCGGCGUUCGCACGUGCUUCUGCAAACCUCCGUUGUCGUUUCUUGUCGUGUGCGCUAAGCUGCGACGUGCAUGGUGGACCAUGCGAGGAAGUUGUUGCUGCUUUGUGUCCUCGUCCUCCUAUUGCUGCUCUUGCUCAUACUGCACCUGUGGUGUUCGAGGCGUGCAACGGUUGUGCCCCGCAAGCGGAAGCCGACGAGAUCGAGCAAGCAUCUGGCGUUGUCAUGCCGUGGCCGUUGAAGGCUGUCCACAUGUCGGGGGGGGGGGGGGGGGGGGGGGGGGAAUGCGGUUUUUGCAAACGGGUCGACAAGGAACAUUCCACAUCGCCCUUCGAUCGACAACCAUCUCAGGCGACGGCGAUGGACAUCGUCAUCUGUUGUCGCGGUGUGGUGCUUAACCGCACUGUCAUCUUCUACGAGUAUCGGCACAGGAGAGGCAACGCGCACGAAAGGGCAAUGGAAUUCGAUCAUCAUGUCAACCAUGAGGACUUUCGGUACUACGAAGCGGACGCCAAUGCAGUGACAUGUCUUGCGGUGGUCGUAGGGUUCAAAUUCGAUCGACAGGCACUCGCGAAGUCAUCAUGCACAUCACCAAGGUUAGGACGGUUGUGCCGACCAGCUGCUGUCGCUGUUUACCUUGGAUCGGAAAUUCCCACCAGGGACCAGGAAAGGCGGGUGUCGAUGGUAACGGUUCAUCCCGACCACUCAGCAUCAACCUAUAGGAACGAUGUGGCCCUGCUGAAGCUGGAGUUUGCGGUGGCCAUAACGGAGACGGUCAUUCCGAUCAAGCUUGCAUUCGAUGACAGCGGCUUGGGCGUCGGAUCCGACCUGACGAUCAGCGGCUGGGGAAGCCUGUAUUUUGGUGGAUACUUAACCAGCAGAUUGAGGGCAGCAACGAUCGAUAAUUUGCCGGAUGGCUGUGUGAAGUAUAACCAGGGGGGGAAAACUCGAUUCUCUCCGGACGUGAUGAUAUGCGCAGGAUGUGCGGGGGGAGGAGUCGACACUUGUCAAGGAGACAGUGGAGGACCUGCAACAGCCUUAUCUGCUUCCAAGGGGUGUCCUAUUCUAGUGGGGACCACCAGCUUCGGUCAGGGGUGCGGGAACGCGGACUACCCGGGUGUGUACACGAGAAUUAGCGCAAUCCUCAGCUGGGCGGAAGGAGUGGUAGGGAAGGUUCUCCGUAGCCAGUACCCAUUGGGUGCUUCACGCGAUAGGGAAACGUGUGCACGAGGACCGGGCUAUGCCAGAGGAACACGGGGCCUUGCACCUCGUUUCGAUGCGUUGAAGUGUCGGCGUGAGGCGUGGAUCGCCUCCGCUUUUACUUUCAAUCUCAGACCUUGUGUCAGGAACAGGUUCGGGCAUUUGUCUUUGCCUGCCCAGGCAUUCUUCAGCCCCGGGAUGUUUGGGGCAUUCUCUCCUAGCGGUGCGGUCUACUUUCUUAGAUCGACAACCGUCUCUUCACGCUGGAGUGAUGUUGAUCUGGGAGGUGUCCGGGUCAGGGUCCCCCUGACAAGCCCUGUAGAGAUCAAGAUAGGUACUUCCUAUGGGGUAGCCAAUUGGAAAAAUAGGAAGAAAGGGACCUCCAGUGGACCAGCUUACUCUUGGCAGUACGAUUGGGUGUCCGAUCCUCGAGCACCUGCAAGGACAUGCAGCAACUCCUUCGCCUACGCCGCUGCAUUCGUGUCCUGGGACAAAAUCUAUGUCCAGGUAUCGCCGCCAGUACGUCUUGCAAAAUGAUGAGAAAUCGUUAGAAUGGAUAUGAUAUGAUUAGCUUAAACCACCCCAGGCCUACCUUUGAGGCUGGAAGGCGAAGUCGCAAAAAUAACCUAUAUCGCAUGUUCUUCGGAGGCCAGUGGAGGCUGGGCGCUACCAGACCAAGAAAAAGGCUGGCUGCACCAGCCAAAACAAAAUGAAAAGUGCCGC
Messenger RNA from Chara braunii, 2604 nucleotides. Lineage: Eukaryota; Viridiplantae; Streptophyta; Charophyceae; Charales; Characeae. The record is from the annotation of a GenBank genome assembly.